Molecule: messenger RNA, 691 nt
Organism: Hermetia illucens (black soldier fly)
Lineage: Eukaryota; Metazoa; Arthropoda; Insecta; Diptera; Stratiomyidae
Gene: Mettl5
Product: rRNA N6-adenosine-methyltransferase METTL5
Exons: 4
Coding region: 32-682 (216 amino acids)
Biological process (GO): rRNA methylation
Molecular function (GO): nucleic acid binding; rRNA (adenine-N6-)-methyltransferase activity
Source: RefSeq, a predicted model, not a curated record
AAGAGACACGUUUGCAACAGACACGACUACCAUGGCUAGAAUGAAACUCAGAAAACUGGAGGAGUAUUUGCAAGGCGUCGACGGUUUCGAGAAGCCGAAAAUCCUGCUGGAGCAGUAUCCAACGCCUUCGCACAUUGCCAGCUGCAUGUUGUUUGACAUUCAGAGUAAAUACGACGAUCUCGAGAACAAACUCGUGGCCGACUUGGGUAGCGGCAGCGGCAUGCUGAGCAUUGGAGCAUUUCUGUUAGGCGCGCAGUUCACAGUGGGUUUCGAGUUGGACAGUGACGCAAUUGAGAUAUUCCGGAACAACGUAGCCGACAUGGAAUUGCCUGCCAUUGACUGUGUCCAGUGUGAUGUCAUUCGGGACCUGACCAUCGACAGUUGGGACAAUGUUUUCGACACAGUCGUAAUGAACCCACCUUUCGGCACGAAGCACAACGCCGGCAUGGACAUGCGAUUCCUAGAAAGCGCCGUUCGAUUGUCGAAUCAAUCAAUUUAUUCGCUUCAUAAGACGUCAACCAGGGACUACAUAUCAAAGAAGACAAAGGAGUGGAGUGUGACGGGUGAGGUUGUCGCCAAAUUGCGUUACAAUAUCGAUUCCUUGUACAAAUUUCAUAAGAAGAGCUCCGUAGAUAUCGAAGUUGACUUUUGGAAGUUUGAUUCUAGCAAUAAAAACAUUUGAGUAUGGAAA